UUCAAGUUCAAGGGUGGUGCUUGUUUUACUUUCAUUUCGUAGUAUUUUGAACGGGAGGGGCACCACCUCUCCUCCACGUGCCUUAUUAGUAACUGCGAUAGGUGACCCACCAAGAGCUCCGCGAUGACCUCUCCCGCCGCGGUAUUUCCGAUCCUGUUCGCGGUAUUAUUUGAGGCGACAUCAGCUAAUGAUGCAUGUCAGUUCCACACAACCAGCAGCGGUGUACAAAAGCCCUUUGAUUUUUGUGGUAUCCCGGUUUCGUGGGAUGGUAGCAGGUUCUGCUGUGGGACAUGUGAUGAUCGAUACUGCUGCGCUGAUCCGCAGAAAAAAUUAAGCAGUGAAGCACAACGGGCCUGUUUAAGGAAAUUAUUUGAUAAUUUAAGGAUACGUCCAUCUACAGGUGCCGACGAUGUGACGAUCAUUGCCAUCAUGGUGCCCAUAAUAGGGUUGGUAUUCCUCUCCGUCCUGUUCAUCGUCUGCUGGGUCCAUCCUCGCUGCAUUCUCUAUAAGAAGUGUCGAAACCUAACACGAGCUACGAUUGGAACCGUCGUGACUACGCACUUCCUUCCGCAUCAGACUGUCAUUAAUGGAGGUCAGUACCCAACACACCAAAUGCUGCCAAAUAACCCGGAGUACGGCGGCCAACCCGUGCCAACUGGACCGUAUCAGGGACAGCGAUGUUUACCACCACCUUAUCAGCAGGCUGGUGCGGGAUAUCCUAUUCCUUACACUCAGCCUCCAUACAUCUGCGAACAGUAUCCCGUACAUCCACCAGCUCCAUCAGGUGUUGCUCAAAAUCAGGUCCCCAGAGACUACAAGCCAAUACCAGCCUUCAAUCCUGUUUACGUGGGAUCAUCAAAGACCGGUUACUCUGAUGAUUGCUUAAGCUACACAACCAGUGGUGGCUCUUAUAAUCCCUCCAAGAGCUGCAGUUAUGGGUUCUGCUGUGGGACUUGUGAGCACAGAUACUGCUGCCCGUUUGAAGCAAACCGCUUUUCAGAGAGCGCUCAACUCACCUGCAGUGUCAGGUCUUACGUGUCCGGGAGCGAGCCCUUAAGCACCACUGGCAUUGUGUUUACGAUUGCGGGGAUUGCCAUCGUCUUCAUUGCGAUCAUCACCUGUUGCUGCUGCUGCUGCUCUUGCUGCCAAAGUCAAAGACCUAUGGUGGGAACAACAACUACUACAGUGGUAAACACACAAUGCAAUAUGCAGCAGCCCAUGGUACAGGGAGGUCAGUACCCAGCAUACCAGCCUGUGCCCACACAGCCGGCUUACGCAGGGCAACCCAUGCAAGCCGGACAAUACCAGACACAGCCGUAUGUCGCGGGUCCCCCACCUCCAUAUCAUACAGUCGCAGGCCCCGGUCAGCCCCCGUACCUGAUGCACACAGCUGCUCAGGAAGGUUACGCUAACCAGCCACAAACAGACGCCUUUAAUCAGCCAGCCUAUAACCCGUCCUACAUGCAGACACCAAACUGCGGUUACUAAACCACAGACGUCUGUCACAUCAGUCAUCUGUGGAUUGUGUAGGACUAGGCACUUUCCUGCAUCACCAUGAAAAUGCCUUUUUAUCGCUUCUUAUAGUCAGUUGGCUUAGACUCUCUCUCUCAAAACAACAUCGGUCUUUGCCUUGCAAGUGUGCCUUGCAACUAAUUUAUUGUUACUUAAAACAGCAUUUCCAAAACUUAUUUCAGGGUCCACAUAUAUAGGUAUAAUCUGACCAAACAAAACAUUUCGAAUAUAACUUUUAAAUAUAAAAUCGCACAUUUUAUUUUCAAUGUUAUUCGUGAAUCCUUUUGUUUCGUUUGCAAUGCAAAUUGCCCAAUGGUGAGAUAUUCAAACCAUUUUCAUUCAUACACAUAACCACUAUAGUGGGUGCCUGACCAACAGUAUGAAUACCGCUUAAAGGUCCACUUUGUAUUAUAGGGUGUAUCUUUUGACGUAAAUGCAAUAUAAUAUCCACAACUAUUUCUUCAGAGGUGUAUAAAGACCUUACAUUAUAAAGUGUUAUGUUUUUAUUAUUUUAGAAUGAGCUAUUUCUAUCUACAUACACCACAGGUCCACUUACAUGGAACUUGCCAUGUUGUUUCUACAGCAGCCCUAAACAGAUAAACUGUGUUACAGAGCGUGUUUUGUACUGUAAAAACGUCAUCUCCUUGGACAAAGAAGCGAAAACGUGAUGACAUGUUGGUCCUGUGUCAGCCACCGUAGUGCUUCGAAAGGGAGGGGUGAGUGGUGGACUGAGACAUUGGUUGCAAUUCGCAACCACACAACUAGAUGCCGCUAAAAUCCACACAUGGAACUUUAAAGCAAUAUAACAACAGACAUUAAAAUGGAAAAAAAAUCAUGCACAUUUCUCACAAUAUAAAAUAUGAAAUAAAUGAUAUAAAAUGUGCACAAACGCUUUUACAGAAUAAAUGUAUAUCAAUGUAACAGAACCUUGUUUCAGGUUUCUUAAAGCUUUGGGAUUCCUUUCCUCUUGUUUUGCACUUUUUUGUUAUAUUUUUGUUACAUUAUUUUGUUAAGAUAAAUGAAUGUAUCACUUGGCCUUUUUUACUUAUUAAAAUGUAAGGUUUUCAACCUGUAAACCCAUUUCAUAAACUUGAUUUCAUUUGAUUGUAAGCUGUGUAAACUAUGCUGUGCUUUAUCUUUUGUAAAUAUUUAUCUGGCUGGAAGACGAAGUGGGUGUUUUUCUCUAUGUCAUACAUGUCAUACAUUUUUGACCAUGAUACUGUAAUAAACAAGUCUAAGCUAUGUUUUCCAACAAUGUAUGAUCAAACUUUAUGCAUAAAUUUACAGUAUUUGCAUUACACAAUAAAAUACUAAAAAGUAAA
Triplophysa dalaica is the source of this 2834-nucleotide messenger RNA. RefSeq lists its product as uncharacterized. Bases 124 to 1488 code for a protein of 454 amino acids. The record is from RefSeq and is a predicted model, not a curated record. Lineage: Eukaryota; Metazoa; Chordata; Actinopteri; Cypriniformes; Nemacheilidae. The transcript is spliced from 9 exons.